Schistocerca piceifrons (Central American locust) is the source of this 1071-nucleotide messenger RNA. Its product is annotated as esterase FE4-like. NCBI's taxonomy places the organism in Eukaryota, Metazoa, Arthropoda, Insecta, Orthoptera, Acrididae. Bases 1 to 1071 code for a protein of 356 amino acids. The transcript is spliced from 6 exons. The record is from RefSeq and is a predicted model, not a curated record.
AUGUUUGAAUUGGCCGAGUUUACAGAGGGAGUCAUAAGCACAAAAAUCCACGACUCCUGUGUGGAAAAACAGUUUCUAACAGUGGCAGCCAUGUUGAAAAAGUUGAAGAUUGAAGCGGAAGAUUUCCCUGAUAUGAGUGAAACAACCUUUUGGUGUGCCAUUCGAAAAUUGGGCUUCAGAUACAAAAAGUUCAGGAAAAAACCUGUGCUGAUGGAAAAUAACCAAGUAGUACGAAAAAGAAGAAAAUCUGUGUUUGGUCAACGACCCAUGGUCCAAAUAUCUGAUGGAAAAAUAAGAGGAAUUUAUGACUUUGCCUAUUAUGGAAGGCAGUUUGCAGGCUUCAUUGGUAUUCCUUACGCUGAACCUCCACUUGGUCAACUUCGAUUCAAGGAACCUGUACCGGUGAAACCAUGGCAAGGCAUAUGGGAUGCAUCACGGUUGAAGAUUAACUGUCUACAGCUUGAUGAUGAUAGGCAGAAAGUUGUUGGAGAAGAAGACUGCUUAUAUCUUAAUGUUUUUACAUCUCAGCUGCCAUCAGUAAAUUCUAUACAUCCAAAAUUGGAUGUAGUUAUCUUUUUCCACCCAGGUGCAUUCAUGUUUGGAGGUGGUGACUGGUAUGGACCACACUACAUAAUGGACCGCAGUGUAGUGUUGGUGACAGUAAAUUACAGGCUUAAUGUACUUGGAUUUUUAAGUACUUUAGAUGAGGUGCUUCCUGGCAACAAUGGGUUGAAAGAUCAGGUACUGGCAUUGAAGUGGGUUAAGAAGAAUAUAGCAGCAUUUGGAGGAAAUCCUGACAGUGUAACAAUUGCAGGGACAUCAGCAGGUGCAUCAAGUGUGCAAUAUCAUUUCCUGUCACCACUUUCAAAAGGUUUGUUUGUCAGAGGCAUAUCAACAAGUGGCACAACAUUGUGCGCUUGGGCAAAUGCAGAGGGAAUGAGAGAAAAAGCAUUCCGACUUGGAGCAGCAGUAGGUUGUGAUACUGAUUCAUCUACUAUGCUUAUUAGAUGCCUAAGGAAUCGACCUGCAGGUCAACUGGUUGAGAAGGUGCUCCUAUUUCAGGUACAGUAG